AAAUUUUUUUAACCCCCGACACAAAAAAUAUAAUCGCGUCUUAGGGUAUCAGCAUUGCUUAGGUGCUAAAAUGUUAUCAUAGCUUGAUCUUGGUAUUGAAUCGAAGAGGCAAACUAGGCGGAAAUCCUACGAUUUUUAGCUGGAUUAUUAUGAAACAGUAAACAAACGGCCAAUCAAGUCGGCGACUGUCCAAAAACAACUUGUCCAUGUUGGGUGCCAUCUCCAGUAACCAUAAAGUGCUUAUCCAUGUCACAAGUUUGUGACAUCUGAUUUGUAACAGUGUAAUCAAGAUUUUUUUUCUCCUGAACAAACAUGGAGGUGGAAUUAUCGGAGAAAUUGAUAUAUUCAAGAUUGUGCAGAAAAUAUCUGCUAGUAUUUUUAUUAGCAACAUUUGCCGAUUGGCUUCAAGGUCCCUACAUAUAUAGAUUGUACACCUAUUACGGAUAUGGCAGUGCCGAUGUCUCGCUAUUGUACGUUGUGGGUUUUGCAAGUAGUACGGCAUUUGGCAUUGUUGUUGGUUAUUUAGCUGAUAAAUUUGGACGAAAGAAACUAUGUGUCGUUUACAGUAUUUUAUACUCUUUAGCUUGCCUCUUGAAGGUUCACAAUAGCUUCAGUGUCUUAUUCGUUGGCCGAAUACUCGGUGGUAUAUCUACGUCCAUAUUAUUUUCUGCCUUUGAAUCGUGGUACAUCGGGCAACAUUUGAUUAAAUAUGAUUUAGAAAAGGAUUGGAUUAAUUUAACAUUAACCAAAUCUACAUUUUACAACGGACUUCUUGCGAUUGUCGCUGGAUUUGUAUCUUCUAUAGUUGUUGACAAGUUAGAUAUGGGUCCCCUAGCUCCAUUUUUAUUAGCAGUCCCAAUCCUCGUAGCUGCAGGUUAUGCCUGUGCUAUUCUUUGGGAUGAAAAUCCUGUUCUCAGUUAUAGUUUUAGAGAAGAAAAGUACGAGAGUAGUUUGAAGUUAAUCAUGAAUAAGCGUAAUAGAAUUUUAUUGUACUUAGGCAUAGUUCAAUCAUUGUAUGAAUCGGUGAUGUAUGUAUUCGUAUUUUUAUGGACGCCAGUCUUGGAACCAAUUCACCCAAGUCAAGGCAUUAUAUUCAGCUUUUUUAUGAUGUGCAUAAUGCUUGGUAGUUACUUUUACACAGUUUUGCAUUCACGUUUUCACUUAUCUUGCGAAAGUCUCUUGAACAUUUCUAUACUUGUUAGUUUUUUCAGUAUUUCUAUGUGCACGUAUGGUUCUUACAUUCAAACGGACAAGUCUAGCGAAGUACUUGGAACUUACCUGUGCUUGUUCUCAUUUUUAUGUUACGAAAUCGCGAUAGGAAUAUAUUAUCCUGCUAUUGGGUACUUGAGGGGAAUUGUAAUUCCAGAAACUCACCGUGCAAGUAUUAUUAACUGGUUCAGAGUUCCUAUGAAUUUAAUGACUUGUGCAAUUUUACUAUACGUUAGGUUUAAGUUACCAUACAAUUAUCAAAUAUUCUUAUUCAGUGCAGUCAGUUUGAGCGUCGCAUGUUUCUCGUCAUCAAGAUUUGUUAACUUAUAUAAUAGAGAUCUCAGAUAUUCUCAGUCAAAAAUAACCGCUGCACACCCUAAUAUACUUCUUCUUUAAAUUUUCAUUCUUUCAUCAUAAUUCCUUGUAAGAUUUCAACUAGAGAUUUCACAGUUACCAAAUAUCAAUAAAAAAUCAAACCCAUGCCUAGUUUGACUGAAUUUUGAAGAGUCUCAGAUGCGCUGUAAAAUUCCCUGAGAUUUACUGUUUUUUUCUAGUUAUCACUAAAUUCCAUGAUGACUGAACACCCUAUUGAUUCAUACUUAGGUCCAACAAAUUAGUUUUGUGUAAUGAAAACUAUUGUAGUCGGUGUUCAGUUAGUCUGCGAUAGAAUAGUUUAGCUCUAGUUGAACUAAUAAAUAUUCUAAAGUUGCAUGAUAUGCUCCCAUGAAUAGCAUAGCU
This is a messenger RNA of Diprion similis, 1947 nucleotides long. RefSeq names its product molybdate-anion transporter-like. Lineage: Eukaryota; Metazoa; Arthropoda; Insecta; Hymenoptera; Diprionidae. The record is from RefSeq and is a predicted model, not a curated record. The transcript has 2 exons. The coding region runs from base 313 to 1605 and encodes 430 amino acids. Gene Ontology annotation, molecular function: molybdate ion transmembrane transporter activity. Gene Ontology annotation, cellular component: membrane. Gene Ontology annotation, biological process: molybdate ion transport.